AUGUCCAACCUCACCCAAGAGCAAAUUAAAGUCCUUGAGCAAUCGCGGCAGCGUCUCGUGCAGCUCACUCGCUCACUAGGCUCCCUGAUCGCAAGUCUAAAUCAAAGCGACCCUCUUCCGCCGUGGACCUCCCUCCAAUCCCAAGCAAGCAUCAUCUCCAACAACCUCAUUAGCGUCUCCGACCAACUCUCCGACCAACGCGACCUCCUCUCCAACCUAGUCGCCUACCCAGGCCCAGAGUACCCGGGCCGAACACAAGCAAACACGCUCGAGCAACUCCUCCGCACAAAACUCGAUCCCCGCGUCGAAGACUGGGUUGCGCGCGGCCGUGCAGCCGGUACAGAGUCCACCGCAGGGCCGUCUAAUUUCAGCUCCGAUUCCGAUGCCGCGCAUAAACCGCUGAGCGAUGCGCAGCUCGCGGAGCUGUGGGAAUGGGCGCCGCUGGAGGCGAACCAGGAAGCGCGGCGGAGGAACUGGGGUGGGAAUUUUACACUUGAGGAGCGCGAGGCUGGGAUUGAGAAUGUUGUUACUGGGUUAAGGAGGCAAUUGCAGGACGAUGAUGGGGAGGAGGAGAGUGAGGAUGAGGAUGGGGAUGGGGAUGGGGAUGAGAUGGAUGUUGUUGGCGUUCAUCGGAAGCCUGGUGCUGCUGAGUUUGAGUUCAAUAUUGCUACUCACCAUCCGCAUCCUGUUCAGCCGUUCGUGCCGCUGGAUCUUAUUUUGAGAUAUAUGACUACUGGACGGAUGCCAUAG
Molecule: messenger RNA, 750 nt
Organism: Penicillium psychrosexuale
Lineage: Eukaryota; Fungi; Ascomycota; Eurotiomycetes; Eurotiales; Aspergillaceae
Gene: med8
Product: RNA polymerase II mediator complex subunit MED8
Exons: 2
Coding region: 1-750 (249 amino acids)
Biological process (GO): regulation of transcription by RNA polymerase II
Cellular component (GO): core mediator complex; mediator complex
Molecular function (GO): transcription coregulator activity; RNA polymerase II cis-regulatory region sequence-specific DNA binding
Source: RefSeq, a predicted model, not a curated record